AUUUCCAAUUUUCCGUUGAAGAAAAAAAAAGGCACACUCAAGCUCUGCGACGAAGGCGCAAGAGACAUGGCUCAAGCUAGCACCGCCAUGAUCCAGAGUUUGCGUUUCAACCCCAAAAAUCUCUCUACACCCCAAACCCUUCUCCCUUCACCUUCUCUUCUCCCUGGAUCAAACGGGUGGUGCAAUUCAGCGGUCUCUGUUAAAUUCUUGGAGAGGAGUAAUAAUAAAGGUUCGAUUUUUACCGCGACCCGGUCGCCAGUUCGGGCAUCCGUGGCAACCGCCGAGAUGCUUCCCAAAGCUCCCGAGGAGAUUGUGCUUCAACCCAUCACAGAGAUUUCCGGCACCGUCAAGCUGCCCGGCUCUAAAUCUGUCUCUAAUCGCAUUCUCCUCCUUGCCGCCCUUUCUCAGGGAACGACUGUGGUGGAAAAUUUACUGAACAGUGAUGAUGUUCGUUAUAUGCUUGGUGCUUUGAGAACACUUGGCCUUAGGGUUGAAGAAGAUGGUUCAAUCCAGCAAGCAACCGUAGAAGGUUCCGGCGGUCUCUUCCCCGCCAGUAAUGAAACAAAGGAUGAAAUACAACUCUUCCUGGGGAAUGCAGGAACAGCAAUGAGACCAUUGACUGCUGCAGUUGUUGCUGCCGGUGGAAAUGCAAGAUACGUACUCGAUGGAGUUCCUAGGAUGAGAGAGAGACCAAUUGGGGAUCUUGUCCUUGGCCUGAAGCAGCUUGGAGCAGAUGUUGAUUGUUUUCUUGGCACAAACUGUCCCCCGGUUCGAGUCAAUGGAAAGGGGGGUCUUCCAGGAGGGAAGGUGAGACUUACACUAUACUUAGAAUUUGGAAAAUGCUAGAGAAAUUGAGAAAAAUUGUUGAAGGAAAAUGACUUCUCAUGUAUGGUGGUUUCACCGUAGAAAAUUCAAACAAAAAUCUAAUUUGAUCCCAACUUUUGAAAACUUCA
This is a messenger RNA of Cuscuta campestris, 953 nucleotides long. NCBI's taxonomy places the organism in Eukaryota, Viridiplantae, Streptophyta, Magnoliopsida, Solanales, Convolvulaceae. The record is from the annotation of a GenBank genome assembly.